Porites lobata is the source of this 651-nucleotide messenger RNA. Lineage: Eukaryota; Metazoa; Cnidaria; Anthozoa; Scleractinia; Poritidae. The record is from the annotation of a GenBank genome assembly.
AUGGUUAAGUCGUUUACAGAUGAGCAGUUGAACUUUUUCAAGUUUUCAACCAUUGUCGUCGAUGAAUUCCCGAAAGCUUUACGCCAGACAUUCAAACUUAUGUGGGACAAUAAAUUCAAAUCAGGACCGAUCUGGGAUGACUCUAUAGUUGUGAGAAAAUUACUUCUGACAAAAGAGAGGUGGAAAGCCAAUUGCAAAGUUCCCACAAACAAGUCCUACGAGGAGUGGGAUUGCACCGCUCUGUUUCAAGCCACUAUCUACGCGCAAACUUUCGCUUUACCAGUUAGCAAAGGUAAACCUAAAACUCUUAGUGAGUUGUACGUAAAGCCUCGCCCUAUAACUCAUGGAAGUUUCCACACCUCUGUAGUAAGUCCGAGUGGAAACAAAGAGGAAACAUUUGCUCUCGCGGUUGAUCAGCUGCGACUCUUGCGAAACUCGUUUUGUCAUUCGACCACUUCAACGAUGGACAAAAAACUGUUUGACUAUUACGUUAACCUCGCCAAAGAUGCGUUCAAAGCUCUUGGAGUAUCAACAGACUCGAUUGAUGCCGUUGGAAAUAUGCCUGAGUCUCACUUCCCCACUGAAGAGGUUGCCAGGCUGACGCAGAAACUAAAGAUCAUAGUCAUGAGAUCUAGUGUGUGUUUUGGUUAG